ACCACCCCUCAGGUUCUUCCUCGCCUCAUAUUCAAGAUGACUCACGAAUCUGUGUGGUACAGCCGGCCCCGCAAGUUCGGCAAGGGCUCCCGUCAGUGCCGUGUCUGCUCCCACCGCGCCGGUCUUAUCCGCAAGUACGGGAUGAACAUCUGCCGUCAGUGCUUCCGUGAGAAGUCCUCCGACAUUGGCUUCCACAAGUACCGAUAAAUUAAUUUCCCCGAUUUAUUCCUGUUCAUGACGAAUUCGUUACGUGCUCGGCGCUCGGUAGCAGCCCAGGAGGAAAUGAUUCACUGAGAAAGGAAAAAAUCCGAAUGUAUUUGGGAUUGAAUGGUUUUCGUUCCGCGGGGGGGCGCAGGGUACAGAGGCCUUCUCUUAUAAUGGGGUUCUGUUGUUAAGAGCAUGGUCAAAAAAAAAAGGAAAA
This is a messenger RNA of Aspergillus ochraceoroseus IBT 24754, 421 nucleotides long. RefSeq names its product 40S ribosomal protein uS14. The transcript has 5 exons. Gene Ontology annotation, biological process: translation. Gene Ontology annotation, molecular function: structural constituent of ribosome; zinc ion binding. Gene Ontology annotation, cellular component: cytosolic small ribosomal subunit; ribosome. The record is from RefSeq and is a predicted model, not a curated record. The coding region runs from base 37 to 207 and encodes 56 amino acids. NCBI's taxonomy places the organism in Eukaryota, Fungi, Ascomycota, Eurotiomycetes, Eurotiales, Aspergillaceae.